Messenger RNA from Tilletiopsis washingtonensis, 1238 nucleotides. Its product is annotated as DUF887-domain-containing protein. The transcript has 6 exons. Bases 64 to 1086 code for a protein of 340 amino acids. Lineage: Eukaryota; Fungi; Basidiomycota; Exobasidiomycetes; Entylomatales. The record is from RefSeq and is a predicted model, not a curated record. Gene Ontology annotation, biological process: lipid homeostasis. Gene Ontology annotation, cellular component: membrane; endoplasmic reticulum.
UGUCUUCCUACCACCACCGCCAUACUCAGCUCCCAGGGCGCACCCGGUCUGCUCGCGCACGCCAUGGUCGCCUUCUCCAUCCCCGAUGCCGGCGCGCUGGUGCAGCCGCUGGCGGACCGCUUCGGCCUCUCCGUGCUGCCGCUGCACGCCGGCACCAUCGUCAAGUCGCUGGCCUUCUGGGUGUCGCUGCAGCUGCUCUCCUCGCACCUCUCGCCGCGCCUCUUCCCCACCAUCUACCCGCAGCUCAAGCGCUCCACGCGCAUCUCGUGGGACGUGCACUUUGUCGCGCUCGUGCAUGCCGCCCUCAUCACGCCGCUCUGUGCCAAGGUGUGGUACGACGUGUACAGCGACCCCACACACCCCAUGGCACAGCGCCGCAUCUACGGCUACACCUACGAGGCGGGCACGGUGUACGCCAUUGCCAUUGGCUACUUCAUCUGGGACUCGGUCGUCUCCAUCCUCUACGACGGGCCGGCCUUCGUCGCGCACGGCCUCGUGGCGCUCUCGGCGUUCGUGCUUGCAUACCGGCCCAUCUUCAUCUACGACGGCCUGGGCUUCCUGCUGUGGGAGCUGAGCACGCCGUUCCUUAACAUCCACUGGUUCCUCGACAAGUGCGGCAAGACGGGCUCGCGUGCGCAGCUCAUCAAUGCCGUCUUCCUGCUCUCGACGUACGUCCUUGCGCGCCUGACGUUUGGCGUCUACAAUUCCUACUCGUGGUUCAUGGAGGUCAACUUCCCCGCCGUGCCGCACGUGCCCGCGAUUCCGAUGUCGUACCGCGUCUACUACACCGUCGGCAACAUCACGCUCAACACGCUCAACUUUGUCUGGUUCCGCGCCAUGAUCCGCGCCGUGCAGAAGCGCUUCACUACCAAGCCCGACGACAGCUCCAAGAAGAUUGACCCCAAGGCAGUCGCGCAAGGCAAGCAGGGCGUGAAGCUGGGCGUGCAGGGCAGCUCGGACGAGCCGUUUGAGAAGGAGGCGGGCGUCGGCCGGCCUGGGCGCGAGGCCUUCGAGCGCGCAGACGUGGGCUCGUACGGCGGAGACCGCGAGGCCAGGUGGCGCAAGGCGGCCAAGUCCAAGUCCUGAUGGGCUCGCGCAUGGGAGCGCCAUUUGCUGGGCACCCGGACAGGAAGGGAGAAAGGGCAUGGCUCAAGGCGCAGCAGGCAGAGAGGGCUGCACGUCAGCGUCCGCUUGGGCCACGGGCCGCAGGAGCAUCUCUCCAGGUGGAGAUUGGAAGG